Molecule: messenger RNA, 540 nt
Organism: Candidula unifasciata
Lineage: Eukaryota; Metazoa; Mollusca; Gastropoda; Stylommatophora; Geomitridae
Source: the annotation of a GenBank genome assembly
AUGCAGUCGAAUAAUUUAACUUCUGGUUCAAAAAUGUCCAAUAUUAGCACAAAUGGGUUUAGCACAGAAGAUGACAGUCGGUCCAGUCAUGACCAGGUGUGCUGUCUGAUCGACAACGGCGAUAAGUGUCAGAGACAAGCAGGCAAUGCCAGCUACAGCAAACGCAUACAGAACCAAGCACGCAAACUGAAGCUUACUCGGGAUGAAGUGAGUCCACAUAUCUACAUUUGUGACUACCACAAGACACAAAUCCAGAACAUCAGAACCAAGCGCAAGCGAAAGGACAGUGAAGAUGACCAGGGCUUUAACGAUGGGGCUGAAGAGAUAGUCGAGAUUGAUUUUUUCCAGAUGCCAGUGAACACUUUGAGAAGAUACAAGAGACAUUACAAACUACCAACCCGUCCUGGGUUGAGUAAGGCUCAACUAGCUGAUGCGGUUGCUAGUCAUUUCCGAACUAUUCCAGUCAUGGAGAAGGAGACGUUGCAGUUAUUCUUUUAUACAACCAAAACAAAACGAUCUGAAAAUAAGGAGUCAAGUUAG